Contarinia nasturtii (swede midge) is the source of this 2256-nucleotide messenger RNA. Its product is annotated as zinc finger imprinted 3. Gene Ontology annotation, cellular component: nucleus; chromosome. NCBI's taxonomy places the organism in Eukaryota, Metazoa, Arthropoda, Insecta, Diptera, Cecidomyiidae. The record is from RefSeq and is a predicted model, not a curated record. The coding region runs from base 311 to 1972 and encodes 553 amino acids. The transcript is spliced from 2 exons. Gene Ontology annotation, biological process: regulation of transcription by RNA polymerase II. Gene Ontology annotation, molecular function: zinc ion binding; chromatin insulator sequence binding.
UUUAUUUGUAAGAACGUUUUUGCUAUUUGCAUUUUUGACACAAACAUCAAAUGAAUUUCGUUUGACUUUGACCGAAACUUGUUUGUCCUUUUGGAGAUUGAGUUUUAUUACUUUCUUUUAAAAAAAUCGAUCCAGUUUCAAUCGAUUCGAUACUAUUGUUACCUUUUUAUCCAUCAUCAUAAAAGAGACGCAAUAGAAUACAUUUGAAAUCAGAUAAUAAAUUCCAUCAAAAAUAAUUCAAGACCGAAGGACUUGUGUAAUAAAAUAUCUUGUCUCUCUUUGUUCAAAUGAGAAAAAUCCCCUCAAAAGGAUGGAUGAAUUCAAUAUGAUAGAAGAACAACAAUCCGAGGUGGCAUAUCAAUCAGAAGUGAUGACUAGCGUGAAUGCAACUGCUGUUGAUAAUUGUGAAUUGACAUAUUCACAGCAGCAAGAGCAGCAGCAGCAGCAGCAAGAUCAACUGUUUACUGAAGAUGCUGAAUUUUCUGCACCGCAAGAAAAAACCAUUGCAGACAAAGUCGACGAAGAUGAAGAUGAAAUGGCACAAGCAGAUGUGGUUGAUGGUCAAUCAGUCUCUGCCAAUGUGGAUGACAAUCCACCAAAUAUCGUUGAAACAAAUUCAAAUGCACAAACUGAGACUGCUGAUGAUAAAUGUGCGAUGGAUUCAAAUGAAUCUGAACACAAUGUGAAUGCAACCGUAACCGCCGCCGCUGUUACCAGUGAUGAAACAAACGACGGCAACGGCGACGACGAAGAAAAAAAAAUGAAAGAAGAAGAAGAAGCAGCCGAAGUGUCUAAAAGCGAAAAUAAUGGUGAUGGCGGUGAAAUGUUGGUAAAAAAUGAUCGAAAAAAUGAGGAUGAAAUUGAUACGAAUCAAUGUCGGAUUUGUAUGUCCACCACUAAUUUAUUGGACAUUUUUCGUAUUGGUGAAAAGAGCAGCUUUCGAUUUUGUGAUUUAAUUAUGAAAUUAGCACCAUCGGUUAAAAUAAGCGAACGUGAUUAUCUUCCUCAUUCAAUUUGCGGUGGUUGUGUGGAUCGAAUUGAAGCCGCAUAUGAAUUACGCAUCCAAUGUGAAGAAACCGAUAAAUUUUUACGAUCGAAAUUAAAGCGUAGCAAAAAAACGCGUCGCACACCAGCUGAAUUUGUGUUAAUCGAUUGUGCCGAAUCGAGUAGCGAUUCGGAUGAUGAGCAAAAGAGUGACGAUGAAUUUCAAUUGUCCGAAGAAAGUGAAGAUGAGAGCAGCGAAUCGGACAGUGAAUCUAGUUAUGAUGAAAAGAAAAAACGUAUACCAAGCCAACGUGGUCGAAAACGUGGACCACCACCAUCACGAUCAAAUGUCGUUGCAUAUCAAUCACAUUCAGCGAAAAAGUCCAAAAAUAGCGGCAUUGUAUAUAUUAAAGCGAAAAAAAGUGAAGACGACGAUGAUUACGGUACGUCUAUUACCACCGCACCCGGACCAAAAUCAAUGAAACGUUUACAAAGUGUCAAACCAGUGACAAAUCGAUUGCAAUUCAGAUGCGAUGUUUGUAAUCGAACUUGUACAUCGGCCGAAACGUUAGCCCAACAUAGACGCACCCAUGCCGAUGAAAGAUGUAAAAUUUGUUCUUUGGUAUUCAAGCAACGUUCGGCAUUGUUACAACAUAUGCAAAGACAUCGUGAAGAUCCAGAACGAAUUUGUCAAAAGUGUCAUCGUGUAUUUGCAACAAAAAUUGAAUGUCAACGUCAUUUUCAAACGACACAUCCUGGUUCUACCGUCUCGGGUGCCGCCACAUUGACAUGCCAUAAAUGCAAACGAUACUUUCCAAAUAAACAACAAUUUGAAACGCACAAAUGCAUCAAUAGCGACACACGAAAGUCCAACGAAACAAAUUUAAAACGAAAAAAUGACACUGAUACAUCCGUUUCAGGGCGAGAUCUCUUCAAAUCAGUUGCACCACUCACAACAACAUACUGGAGCGAUAGUUUUUCUGACUAAAAAUAAAACACUCACACCACACACACACACAUACUACGGCCAUGUGAAAUAUUUUGAAGUCGGGAGUAACAUCUAAACAUUUCAACUGCAAUUGGUACAAAAAUAUUAUAUACAUCAUAUGCAAAAAUGUUUGUCCAUAUAUGGGUUAUAUUUCUUUGUAAAAAAAAUGUUGAUAAUAUGUGUCCGCUUCCACUGGUUGUUCAUUUGUGCUCCAUUUGAGAGAAAUUGAUAUUAAAAUUGAAAUUUCAAAUUUAAUUUAAAUAUAUUCUUCCUUUCCUAUGUCA